AGCUGGGAAAACUACUCUGCAAGGCUCACACCGUCCCUUUCUGUCGGAGUCCCAGCCCGUUGACCGAGAAGCUCUGUACCUGCCUUUCAUGUCGUGGGCCAGCUUGAUAUUGUCCCCAAUAAUAUUUGUCGAGGAGUCUGACAACAUGGCAAACCUGUCGGGUCCAUAUUUUCUGCACGGGAACGCGAUCCUGUUCGCCUUUGCGUUGCUCAUGUGGUGCUGCCCCACCACGCAGGUCACACUGAAUCGGGACCGUGGGGUUGUGGCGGUGGACGAUCCCCUGGCCGACGGCGUCCGAUCUGAUGGCCACUCGAGCUCGUCGCUGGUGUCGAGAGUUGGAGCUUCGAUCACGCCGCCGUCGGUUGUUGCGUACCCUCAACAGCAAGUACACGACCGGGGGUCGGUGUCGGGUGGGACACACUCUUCGGGGAAUGAGGUCCCGGACGGAGUAGAUAAUGCCAAGCAUGUUAGCUCGACGAAAUCCCCUUUGGCGGGAGGUGUGAGACCAUCCACACGAGUAAAUAUGGAGAAACACUUGGUAUCGGGUUCCAGGGAAGGAGGUGGGGAGAAGCGGACCGGAGACGCAUUACAUAGCCCUGUAUCAGGAGUUGUAGGAAGCAGCAGUGAAGAAAGGGGGAAAGGUGACGAAGAGGUCUCACUAAGACGACCUUCGGAGACCCUCGGAGUUGGAGGAGGCAAUGAAAUGGAUGUUAAUGGAGACAUACUAGAAGAAGAAAGUCCUGAACCAACAAAAAGAAUGCUAAACGACUCGCCCACAUCAGGAGGAGACGACAUCGACUCGGAGGGGGUGAAUGACGUCCCUAAGCAGACGACGUGCGAGAAAUGCAAGAAACAGCAGGACGAAGACCUUCUGGAGGAAUACGACCCGAACGCCAUGAUGCAACUCCGAAUCGAAUCCAUCAAACGCCGCAUCCUUGAUAAACUCCGGAUGGAGUACGACUCAUCGGAAGAUUAUUACGGAAAGACGACGAGGGUUAUUAUUACUACAAAAGCAGAGGCCCCACCAUGUCCUAUAACGUCUGUGGCGUCAUCGUGUUUCGAGUUCGAUGUAUCGGGAGUGGUCAGAUCAAGAAUAGCGACAGCAGAGCUCUGGUUGUACUGGAACGGUGAAAAUUCAUCCGGCUCUUCCACAAAUCAAACCUUGACCAUCUCCCAGAUAUCAGGACAUGGGUUGAGAACUAGUAGACACAUUAUGAAUCACCAUGUCCCAGCAUCGCAACCCGCAGGGUGGUUCACAGUCGAUAUCAAACACACCGUCCGUAGAUGGCGCUCUCAUUCGCACCAUGAUCAGGUGGUGAAGAUCACGUGUCCGACCUGCGAAUCAAACGCCAUUUUACCUUUCGCGGUCGAAGACAGCUACAGGCCAUUUAUCGUCGUACGCGUCGCGGAGGAAACGACAACGCGGAAGCGACGGAAUGUCAACUGCUACGCGCGCACCACGGAUUGUUGCCGUCAAAUAUUCCGCGUGCAUUUCCUUGACCUAGGGUGGGACUGGGUGAUCUCCCCGCGUGGUUUUGACGCGAAUUACUGCCGGGGGUCAUGCUCAAACUUUAACAGCCCGUCACUGACGCACACGAGCAUCAUGCACACGGCGAGAGAGAAAAACCCUAAUUUCAACAUUCCAAGACCUUGUUGUACGCCUAGGAGCACGGGCACCCUCUCUAUGAUCUACAUCAAUGAGGACGGUCAAUUCUACACUGUGGACAUGCCGGAAAUGAGGAUCUUGAGUUGUGGGUGUUCGUGA
Molecule: messenger RNA, 1765 nt
Organism: Strongylocentrotus purpuratus (purple sea urchin)
Lineage: Eukaryota; Metazoa; Echinodermata; Echinoidea; Camarodonta; Strongylocentrotidae
Product: activin B
Biological process (GO): SMAD protein signal transduction
Cellular component (GO): extracellular region
Molecular function (GO): cytokine activity; growth factor activity
Source: RefSeq, marked provisional